Molecule: messenger RNA, 426 nt
Organism: Mycotypha africana
Lineage: Eukaryota; Fungi; Mucoromycota; Mucoromycetes; Mucorales; Mycotyphaceae
Product: cytidine deaminase
Exons: 6
Coding region: 1-426 (141 amino acids)
Cellular component (GO): cytosol
Molecular function (GO): cytidine deaminase activity; zinc ion binding
Source: RefSeq, a predicted model, not a curated record
AUGGAUGCUCAAGAUCAGAAGAAAUUAUUCCGUUUGGCGAUGGAAGCCAAAGAGACUUCAUACUCUCCUUAUUCAAAGUUUAGAGUAGGAGCAGCGUUAUUGACCAAAGACGGCACCUUUUUCAAAGGUUGCAAUGUUGAAAACUCAUCGUAUGGCGGUGCUAUAUGUGCUGAACGAACGGCCUAUGUGAAAGCAGUGAGUGAGGGACACAGGCAAUUCCGCGCACUGGCUGUGUCAACUGAUCAAGAAGACUUUGUGUCACCUUGCGGCAUCUGCAGACAAUUUAUUUCCGAGUUUUCAAAUGCGGAGAUGCCGAUUUACUUCUUGAAUAACAAAGGUGAACACAGAGAAUUUACAAUGGGUCAAUUACUACCUUUGGCGUUUAAUUUGGAGAACCACAUAGAACGUAAUCAUGAAAAGUCGUAA